AUGCCAAAACUGGGUCCAGUGUUUCUCAUCGCCUCCACUGCUAUAAUACUUCUUUCAUUUGGGGCUCUUUGCUACUUGAUGAAGUCUGUCAACCCCAAGGCAAAAGCCCCAGAAACCGGUAGAAGAUUGAUAUCAAUAGACGCACCAUUCCUCACCGAGCUUUUACACAGUGAUAACCUCGAUUAUGGCUUAGAGAAGGUUCCAGAUAUGACUACAAUUACAAUAACAGAAAAAUCUUUUACUAAAUCCAGGUUGCAUUCCUUUUCGUCCGGUGACGCGGUACAAAGUUUGGUGCCUCCAGUUUUCCAAGUUACAGAAAUAAUAACCAAUAAUACACACGAAGCAAACAUAAGCAAAGUUUUAGCACCAGUUAAGGGCCAAAGAAGAUCUAUUAGAGAACAUGACGAAUUACUAAUCGAUGAAAUUCCGAGUUCCCUAAUCUUAAAUAUUGUAGAUCACGAUGGAUACUCGAAGGUAAUAAUAAAAUUGGGCGCAGCUAGAGUGGACAAGAAGAGAAGUAGGAAACGAAGUUUUAAUAACAAAAAGAGCAGUUCUCUAAAAAAAGACAAUAGUAAUGACUACAAUAAAACUGUUAUCGUACUAGAUCUAACCGAGUCGAAUAUAUUAAAUAUAAUUGGCGAUUCACUAACUUUAGGUGGACUGAACGAUGUGGAAUUUGUUAUGACAAAUAAUGAAUUAGAACUACAAAAUAUAAGUUAUAGCAACUCGACAGAUUUCCUUCAUACCAACAAAGGGACCUUUAAGGAACUCCGAGAAGAGUUAUAUCAAGACGACAAUACGAAUGGCACCAAUUCGUUAAAUUUAUUGGCUGAAGGAAACUUGACAAACGUGACGGAUUUUCAAGCCUAUGAAAGUGUGACAACUCCCAUUAAUAAAUUAACAUUAGAAAAUAAUACACUUGAAGCCACGGAAAACAUUGAAAGUAAUAAUAAUGUUACUCGGCCAUCUGACCAAUAUAUUAAUGAAAUAACGAGCACUGAAUCUAUAUUACAUCUAUUGAUUAAAGAGGAAACGUUAAAGAAUAUUGUAGUUAAUGAAAAUGAUCCUUUUCCGAGCAGUCAAGAAAGUGUGACAGAAGAGUUAGUAACAAUUGAAAAUUCCGAUGAAAUUGUACAAAAUAAGAUUUGA
Molecule: messenger RNA, 1149 nt
Organism: Leptosia nina
Lineage: Eukaryota; Metazoa; Arthropoda; Insecta; Lepidoptera; Pieridae
Source: the annotation of a GenBank genome assembly